AUGCCAAAAACGAUUCUUAUUACAGGAGCAACCGAUGGCAUUGGCCUGGCUACGUCGAAGAAGCUUGUCUCUUUAGGGCAUCACCUUCUGCUCCAUGGGCGCAAUCUGGAAAAGCUAGAACACGUAAGGGAAGAACUCUCUGAUUUAACCAACACACUCUCUAUUGAAACCUAUGUGGCCGACUUGUCUCAUAUGGAAGAUAUAGAACAACUUGCAAAAGCUAUUUCCGACAAGCACACGACCCUUGAUGUGUUGAUCAAUAAUGCCGGAGUCUAUAAAUCACCGACCUCUACGACACAAGAAGGGCUCGACAUACGAUUUGCGGUCAAUACAAUCGCCCCCUAUCUUCUAACAAAGCGCCUUCUCCCAUUGUUGAACGCCUCUGGGCGUAUCAUUAACCUUUCUUCUGCAGCCCAGUCUCCGGUCGAUCUAAAAGCAUUAUCUGGACACACUCAACUUUCUGACAGAGAGGCUUAUGCACAAAGUAAGCUUGCGAUUACAAUGUGGUCGCGUCAUAUGGCGGAUUCUAUUAAAGGAAAUGGCCCAGCCAUCAUCGCAGUGAACCCUGGAUCCCUGCUUGGUAGCAAAAUGGUCAAGGAAGCGUUCGGCAUCAAAGGGGGCGAUAUCAACAUCGGCGCAGAAAUCCUGAUACGCGCCGCCUUAUCAGAAGAGUUUGCCUCUGCUUCUGGUCAUUAUUUCGACAAUGAUUCAGGAAAAUUUGCCGCCCCCUACCCGGAUGCUCUUGAUCCGAAAAGAUGUGAAGAGGUUGUGAUGACUAUCAAAGACAUUUUAGAAAAAAUGCUUAGAAGAAAUUAG
Stylophora pistillata is the source of this 816-nucleotide messenger RNA. Its product is annotated as retinol dehydrogenase 13-like. NCBI's taxonomy places the organism in Eukaryota, Metazoa, Cnidaria, Anthozoa, Scleractinia, Pocilloporidae. The record is from RefSeq and is a predicted model, not a curated record.